UCAAUAAUAUAAUUUGAUGGAGCCAUACCUGAAGAGCGACGACUAAUUGGAAUUGGGCUCGACUCGUUUUUACUCUUACCUACCGCAGAAGUUACUGGUCGUAAUUCCAUACCCCACACGCAAAGAAAGAAACAAAAUAUGGAAUUAUCAUAUGCACGACAAAGAAACCAAAUGACCCGCCACACUCUGUAUUUCCAUAAUUAUGUUCACAAACUCAUGAGUCUUUGUAGUCUUCGGAAUUGGAAUUCAGCGUGUGGUUGUGGUCUCUCUGCCCUCUGGACUCUGCCAAAAAGUGACAAUGAUAUGUUUAAAUGGCAAUGCAACCAAGGCAAGCUAAACCAGACCAAAGCACUCGUCUUUCCACCUCUCUGAUUCUGCUAAUUUAAUACUAUCAUCUUUCGGAUCGAUCUGAGUGUGUGUGCCCUUUGAGAAUUUUCCUCCUGGGAUGUCUUCUAAGUUCUUUUCAACCUUGUUUUUCCUGUUUCUAUUAAUUUUGCAGUAUGGUGUCUUAGUCUUGGAAGCACAACAAGCAUAUGUAGACAACCACCAACUAGACUGUCAUGAUUCUGAUCCUAGCACAAAAGGCUACUUGUGCAAUGGUGUGCAAUCAUCCUGCCAAUCCUAUAUCACUUUCCGUGCAAACCCUCCUUAUAAUUCUCCAGCCAAAAUCGGCUAUCUACUGGGCAGCCAAAGCGAAGCAACCCUCAUUGCCUCAAUGAACAACAUCUCCUGUGAUGUGGCCACGAUCCCCACCAACAAGCAAGUAGUAGUCCCUGUCAAUUGUUCUUGUCACGCAGGCCUUUACUAUCAGCACAAUGCCACUUACAGGAUCAAAGAUGAGAACGAGAACUAUUUUACAUUGGCAAAUGAUACUUACCAAGGCCUAACUACCUGCCAGUCUUUGUGGGAACAAAAUCCAUACGAUUUAAAUGAAUUGUAUGCUGGUUCGGAUCUCCAUGUUCCCUUGAGAUGCGCUUGCCCUACGCCUAACCAAACUGCUUCUGGGGUUAAGUACAUGCUCACAUAUAUGGUCACUUGGGGCGACUAUAUCUCUUUGAUUGCCGAGUUGUUCAACGCUAAUGAACAAAGCGUACUUGAUGCAAAUGAGUUGUUGGAAGACGAUUUGAUAUAUCCAUUCACACCAAUUUUAGUUCCUCUAUUAAGUGAGCCCUCCACUGUCGAUUUACCAGGAUAUUCUCCACCUCCCACCCGCACUCCACCAGUAGAAGUCUUUCCCGUCACAGAAUCCAGUAAUUCCAAGAAGUGGGUGUUUUUUGGUACUGGAAUUGGAGCUGUUUUGCUAGUUCUUGUUGCCUUCUCAGCAUUUUCAUUUUGGUACUUCUGUCGCCGUCCGUCUCAGAAAUCUCAAGAGCCCAAUGCAACUAAAACAGAUCCCUCUUCUGUUUCACAUGUGGGAAUUGAAUUCUUUAUUGAAUCCUUGAUCAUCUACAAAUUCGAUAGCAUACAGACUGCCACUGGCAAUUUCAGUGAAGAUAAUAGAGUCAAAGGUUCUGUUUACAAAGGAAUUUUUGAAGGCGACCAUGCUGCCGUGAAGGCGAUGAGAGGGGAUGUCUCCAGUGAGAUAGACAUACUGAAGAAAAUGAACCAUUCUAACAUUGUUAGGCUCUCUGGUUUCUGUGUACAUGAAGGCAAUACUUACCUUGUCUAUCAGUAUGCAGAGAAUGGUUCUUUGGAUGAUUGGCUUCACCUUUACAAGAAUGAUCCCGUUUCUUCCUCCUUAUCAUGGAAGCAAAGACUACAGAUUGCCUACAACGUGGCUGAUGCCUUCACUUACCUUCAUAACUACACAACCCCUCCUUUUGUUCACAAGAACUUGACUACAAGCAAUAUUCUCUUACAUGGUAACUUCAGAGCCAUGAUUACCAACUUCGGGCUAGCAAGAAAGCUGUCCAAUGAUGAUCAAGGUGCACCCCAGUUGACAAGACAUGUGGUUGGCACAAACGGUUACAUGGCUCCUGAAUACCUUGAGAAUGGAUUGAUUACACCCAAGCUAGAUGUUUUUGCAUAUGGGGUAGUGAUACUAGAGCUGUUAUCAGGAAAAAAGGCUGUUAUGAGUGAAACAAAUGGGGAAGAAAAAAUGCUUUUUGCAUUGAUAAAUAAUGUGCUUGAAGGAGACAAUGUGAGAGAGAAACUCAAGGCCUUCAUUGAUCCUUGCUUGAGAGGCAAUAUCCCUCUACACUUUGCCUUUUCCAUAGCCCAACUGGCAAAAGAUUGUGUUGCUCAUGAUCCAAAUGAUCGCCCAUCAAUGCUUGAAGUCUUCAUGAGUCUGUCCAAGAUUCUGUCUUCUGCCCUGGACUAGGAAUUAAUAUGGGAGCAGUGUUGCAGUGUUUCAUGUUGUUUUUACUAGGAACAAUUUCUAAUGCUACCCGCCCACAAACUAUGGUGUGAAAUAUCCACACUGCAGUAAUGAUAAAGAUCAUUUUGUGGCA
Messenger RNA from Ricinus communis (castor bean), 2450 nucleotides. RefSeq names its product protein LYK5. The coding region runs from base 446 to 2320 and encodes 624 amino acids. Lineage: Eukaryota; Viridiplantae; Streptophyta; Magnoliopsida; Malpighiales; Euphorbiaceae. The record is from RefSeq and is a predicted model, not a curated record. The transcript has a single exon. Gene Ontology annotation, molecular function: protein kinase activity; ATP binding. Gene Ontology annotation, biological process: protein phosphorylation.